AUGUCCUUACAAAGUUUGAUCCAAGUGUCAGGAAAAACGGCACUGAUUGUUCCUGAAUCUAACCUUGAGCUUAGUUACUCUCAACUGAACAACAUUGUUUACCAUCUCCAAUCAAUAUUCACAAACCCUAUUUCUCCCUUUAGCGAUAAGGGAUCACAGAAGCAAUUAAGGAUUGCAACCUGUCUUCCAAACGGACUCGAGCUGAUUGCCUCAUUUCUUGCUAUUACGACAGCAGGAAACGUUAUCACGCCACUGAACCCCAAGUACACUAGAUCGGAAUUUGCCGGGUAUCUCUCUGACUUGGAAACGGAUGCUGUCAUCGUUCCUCGCUACAGUCAUUUGAAGCCUGACUCGGAGGUCGUUUCUGCUGCCCGUGCAACCCCUACAAAGCCCUUUGUCAUUGAAAUUUGGUACGAUACGGCACGAUCUUUGCUUCAGUACGAGAUAUUCCAUGCACAAACAUUGGCAUCUAUGUACAAUUCAGUUAUAGAUAAGUCAAGUCUACCUUCAGAAGAAGCAGGACACCACAUGCCAGGCGUUGCCGGAAACUCGGAUAUUGCAAUGAUACUAUUCACCAGUGGCACCACAGGGAAAGCAAAGAAGGUUCCCCUGACUCAUUUCAAUCUUACUAGCUCAAUGAUGAAUAUUAUUAAAACGUACAAACUCAGGAACCGUGACAGGAAUUAUGUGAUCAUGCCUUUAUUUCACAUCCACGGACUCCAGGUUCUAUUGGCGUCGCUCGCAUCACAGGGCUCAGUUGUUGUCCCAAAUCAUUUUUCCGCAUCUAUGUUCUACCCGCAUCUAAGAGAAUGGAAUUUCACUUGGUAUUCGGCUGUCCCAACUAUCCAUAUAAUCCUUCUGAAUCGCCGUCUCCCCAAAGAACUCAAAGGACAGCUGCGGUUUAUCAGGUCUUGCUCCUCAUCGUUGCCACCGGCAGUCUUCAGCGAGCUUGAAUCGAGUUUUGGAUGCCCCGUGGUGGAAGCGUACGGUAUGACCGAAGCAUCACACCAAGUCACUUCAAAUAAUAUUCCUUUUCAUGGUAAGACAUCCAGAAAAGCUGGCACAGUUGGCAUUCCUCAAGGAACUGUGGAAGUCAUAAUCAUUAACGAGCAUGAAGCAAUUCUGAACAAGUGCCAAGUUGGACAAGUAGCUAUAUCCGGACCCAAUGUCACGAGUGGAUAUCUGCAAAAUGAACUUGCAAAUAAAGAGUCAUUUUUCAACUUCCAGGGAAAGCGCUUCUUCAAGACGGGUGAUCUCGGAAUGUUUGAUAAUGAAGGACGUUUAGUCCUCAAGGGAAGAAUAAAAGAGAUUAUCAAUAAGGGCGGAGAGAAAAUUUCACCUGUUGAAAUCGAUUCAGUGGUGAGUUCGCACGAGAAAGUGAAGGAGUGUGUCUCCUUCGGGUAUCCCGAUAAGAAGUAUGGAGAAAAUAUAGGAUGCGGCGUAGUUUGCAAGAAGGGGACCUCGCUGACAGAAACCGAACUAAAAGCCUGGCUCCAGGAUAGAUUGGCAAGCUUCAAGCUACCACAGAAGAUUUAUAUUGUUCAGGAGUUGCCCAAAUCUCCAACUGGUAAAAUGAACAGGAGGCUAAUGAGUCAAGUCUUCGGUCUUGAAGCAAAAGUCUAG
Molecule: messenger RNA, 1623 nt
Organism: Ogataea haglerorum
Lineage: Eukaryota; Fungi; Ascomycota; Pichiomycetes; Pichiales; Pichiaceae
Exons: 1
Coding region: 1-1623 (540 amino acids)
Biological process (GO): fatty acid metabolic process
Molecular function (GO): medium-chain fatty acid-CoA ligase activity
Source: RefSeq, a predicted model, not a curated record